This is a messenger RNA of Coccinella septempunctata (seven-spotted ladybird), 2099 nucleotides long. RefSeq lists its product as uncharacterized. Lineage: Eukaryota; Metazoa; Arthropoda; Insecta; Coleoptera; Coccinellidae. The coding region runs from base 271 to 1623 and encodes 450 amino acids. The transcript is spliced from 3 exons. The record is from RefSeq and is a predicted model, not a curated record.
AAAGGGGAUUAUGUCUUCAACUCAACAAAAAACGAAAAUGAUUCAAAUAUUGUAUGUAAAAAGGCAAAAGAUUCAAGUACGACUGUGUGUUGUCCGAGUUGUAAAGGCUUCUAUAGCAAAUUAAGUCUCAGAAGCCACCUACGCCGUUGUGAUCCUCAAAAAUUUUGUAAUAAGAAAAGUAGAAUCAAUAUUCAACCGGAGUGCAGAAAGUUGGCAAACAGACUUCAUCAUAAAGCGUCUGAAGAUUUAAGAAAUAAAAUUUUUCCUUACAUGAGAGAAGAUGCUGUAGUAGAAGUUAUUAGAUACGAUGAGGCAGUAAUACAAUAUGGAAAUCAUUUGUGUAGAAAAUACACUUCAGAACAUCAUGCAGCUCAAGUGAGAGCCCAAUUAAGAGCAUUCGGAAAACUGAUAUUGACUGCCAAAGAAAUCGAUUCGAGCGUGAGUAAUAUGUAUGAUCUUCUUGAUGCUAGGAACGUUCCUCUCAUCAUUGAGGCGAUUAAUAAAAUAGCAGGUUUAGAUAGCAAAACUGGUCUAUAUAGAGCACCAGCAACUGAUACGUCGCUCGGAACAGAGUUGAAAAGAAUUUGCAAGUUACUCCAAAUGGAAUUCAUAAAAACAAAUGAUAGAGAAAAUUUGAAAAGAAUGAAAAAUUUGAUGACAGUUUUUGAGGUAGAAUUUAAUGUCACCAUUAAUAAAAAAGGUGUGGAAUCACAGAAAAUUAUAAAACGCCGUAAAAAGACCAUUCUCCCAAAGACCGAAGUCAUUGGACAAUUCAGGAAUUUCUUAGAGUCAAAAAUUGGGUUUUAUAUAGGCCAACUUGAAAGAGAGUACUCCAAAGCAGAUUGGAUAAAGUUAGCUGAGUACACGUUAGUUCACCUUGCUGUAUUCAAUAGAAAGCGUCCUGGAGAAACUCAGAGAAUACUGAUAGAGGAUUAUAAACAUUACGAAGUGCUCGAAGAAAAUGAAAUGGAAAAUGAAGAUCUUAUUUCGAAAGAGCAAAGUAAAAAAUGGGCAAGAAUAAAAUUUACGGGUAAAUUGGGCAAUGACAAUGCGUUGCUCGUUCAUAGAGAUUUGGGUUUUAAAGCCAUAAAUUUAAUAUUGAAAUACCGUGAAGAAGCUGGUGUAGAUAAAUCCAAUAGGUACAUAUUCGGUGAACCCUCUCAGUAUCACGCACAAAAAACAUUCCAAGCUUGUUCUUUGAUCAGAAAACUUUCUGAAGAGUCAGGAAUUCCGAACAGCGAAUUGAUGAGAACAAGAUUGCUGAGACAACAUUUAGCUACGGAAACGGCAUCUCAUAAUAUAGAUUCUAAGCUAGAGAACCGAUUAUCAGAUUUCAUGGCUCACAACAGAAAAAUUCAUGACGUGCAUUAUGUUCUAACUAAGAAAAAAGAUGACAUCAUGAAGGUGUCCACUCUGUUGGAAAAUUUCUCAUCAACAAAGAAUUUACCGUCGACGUCUUGUAAUUCAGAAAAUAUGGCAGAAAAUAACAGACUUUCAAAUUCAGAACCUACAACGUCGAAUGUUGAAGAGGAAUCUAACUAUGAACUAUCCAGUUGCAGUGACUCGGAAAACGAAGAAGAAAAUCUUUCCCAAGCGGAAAUAAACUUGAUUUUAGGUAAAUAAUCUAGACGUGUACCAUGGAGUAAAAGAGAAAUACAACUUCUUCAAGAGACCUUCAGUCCUGAAAUAGAUCACAAUGAGGAAAUCUCGAAAUCUAAAGUACAGGAGUUUUACUACAAAAACAGAGUUGCGAUGAAUAGGCGUACGCCUCAUUUAAUUAUUCAGAAAAUCAAAGCAGAGCAGAAGAAAAAUAAGAUGAUGCGUGAAAACUUGAAACUUUCCAAAGAUUCCUAUUUCAAUGAUACAAUUAUUGAUCACAGAAUUUGAGCAAAGAAAGAAAGAUACAGCAUAGAAGAACAGGAAGUGUUAGAAGAAACAGUUGCUCGUCACCUGCAAGAAGGAUCAUAUCCUAGUCUAAGAGAAUGUUCUUAUGUAAUAGAAACGAAUGAAGUGUUGAGUUCAAGGUCUCCGUCAGCUGUGAAAACAUUCAUUUACAAUAGUAUUAAAAAAAGGAGAUCUAUUUAAACUAUCUAAUUCGA